This is a messenger RNA of Dimorphilus gyrociliatus, 1060 nucleotides long. NCBI's taxonomy places the organism in Eukaryota, Metazoa, Annelida, Polychaeta, Dinophilidae. The record is from the annotation of a GenBank genome assembly.
CUGAUUGAAUAUAAUAAAGCUUUAGCGUUUAAUUAUAAAACUGAGAGAGCUAAGUAUCUCUGUUUAAUAAAUAUCUACUGUAUAUAAGUGGCCUAUCGAAUGAGCAUUGCAGCCGAACAAUCAAUCGGGAACAUUGACGACAAGAACAAUGGCAUAAGAUAUCAACUGAAUAUAAUAUACCAUAUGGAUCAUUCUGUUUGCUGUACAUGUUUUUUCUUUUCAGUCUUUAGUCUUCAAAAGUUGAAGAAAGACUAGUAUGAAAGUUGGAUAGUUGACGAUAACAAAUGGAUCUCUUUCUACCCUCAAUCGGUUCGAAAUUUCAGACUUUACAAUCGCAUAAUUUGGAUAAAAACGACAAUGAUAUAAAGAAAGAUGAAAUUUCCCUUCCGUAUAGUAAUUUGUUAGAAGAUUGGCUAAAAGCUUUACCUCCUACACCUUGUCAAUCACUACCACCGGUGUUUCGUGAUUUAAUAAAAAAUGAAAAAAAAAAUACACAACGUUAUCUAAGACGGAAGGAGAAAAAUGACGAGAACAAAGCCGGAACAAAAUCCAGCUUAUUUGCAAAAAAGAGAAAAAAUUUACCAACAAUUCGUGAGCAAAGCAGACAAACAAGACUAUCUCAUAUAAAUGAUUCACUUAUAACAACCUGUAUGAGCCCUAAGAAAUCCGUUAGAGACGACAAGUGUACAUCUUCCAAAAUUGAGGAUGCUAGUCGUUUUCGUGAUACAUACUUUCCCGACGAUGCGUCAACUUCCGGGUCAUCGUUGCCCGAAUAUUUAUUUAGUGAGCAAAUAUUUAAAACAAAACCUUCGUUAGCCGAUGGAAGAAGAACGGACCUAUUAAAAAUACGUCAACAAAGUACAUUAAAAACAACCCUUUGUUCUUCGGUUGACUUUGAAAGUCUUAAAGACAAUACCCUAUACGUUAGUUCAGAAGAAGUGAAUGUAUUCGCUAAAUGUCAAAAUUGGUUAGACAAUUAUACUUCUUAAAAAGUUAAUUUAUUUUCUUCCUUAUAAACUCAUUUUUCAGUGUAUUUUUACGAUUCUUAUUUUUAGUUAGC